AUGGAAUCCAGACCAGAUCUCGAGUCCCAAAAGCCCACUCCGCAGAUCGAUUCUUUUCACGACUCAGAAUCAGAAGAUGAACAGGCCCUGAAACCCCAAUCCUCAAACGCCUAUGGCAUUCCAAUAUGGCGCAAAUGCCUCAUCCUCUUUGUUGUUAGCUGGAUGACCCUGGCUGUAACAUUCUCCAGUACUUCACUACUACCCGCAACCCCAGAGAUCGCUACCGAGUUUUCUACUACAUCGGAAAUUCUCAAUAUCACUAAUGCCGGUGUACUUAUUGCCAUGGGCUUCUCGUCGUUUAUUUGGGGUCCCAUUACAAACCUAUUCGGGCGUCGCAAUGCCUAUAAUACAGCUAUCCUUGUGCUUUGUGCAUGCUCGGCCGGUACCGCCGCGGCGAUCAAUUUACGCAUGUUUAUUGCAAUGCGCAUUUUGGGGGGCUUUACAGGUACCUUCUUCAUGGUCGCUGGGCAAACUAUUCUUGCGGAUAUCUUUGAACCGUGUCUCACGUGUGGCCUCCUUUCUACAUUCCAAUACGCACUUCUCACAUCAGCCCGCUCAAUCUUCAAUCCCCGUUUCAACUUGACGUCUCCUCUCGUCAGCGGCCUAUUCUACCUCUCCCCUGGAAUAGGCUUUCUGAUCGGUAGUGUCGUUGGCGGCAAGUUGUCCGACCAUACGGCGAAGAAAUGGAUUAUCAACCGAAACGGGGUGCGCCUGCCUCAAGACCGUCUAAACAGUGGUAUCGCCACUCUUUUGGGAGUUCUCCCAGUUGCAACCUUGAUUUAUUGCUGGACUUUGCAGGAAGAAGUGGGUGGGAUGGUUGUUCCAAUUAUCGCGGCUUUCUUUGCGGGCGUAGGGCUUCUGGGUGCUUUCAACGGGUUGAAUACCUAUUCGGCUGAGGUUAUGCCACAUGUUCGUUCGGAGGUCAUCAGCGCAAAGUACGUGGUACAGUAUAUCUUUGCUGCCGCAGCGACGGCAGUUGUUGAGCCGGUAAUUAGUACUAUCGGGGUGGGAUGGACAUUUACAAUCUGUGUUUUCUUCGCUAUAACAGGUGGCUUCCUUGUGCUUGCCAUCACCAAAUGGGGGAUUGAUAUGCAGCGAUGGUCUGAAAGGAAGUUUAGCCUCGAUGUGAAGUCUUGA
This is a messenger RNA of Penicillium digitatum Pd1, 1137 nucleotides long. The record is from RefSeq and is a predicted model, not a curated record. NCBI's taxonomy places the organism in Eukaryota, Fungi, Ascomycota, Eurotiomycetes, Eurotiales, Aspergillaceae.